This is a messenger RNA of Mesorhabditis belari, 765 nucleotides long. The record is from the annotation of a GenBank genome assembly. NCBI's taxonomy places the organism in Eukaryota, Metazoa, Nematoda, Chromadorea, Rhabditida, Rhabditidae.
AUGUCGAUUGUCAUUGAAAAACGUGGCCCAAUCACUUGCAUCAAAAUCGACAAUGUGAAGCGGAAAAAUGCGCUAACAGACGAGAUGUACACUCAACUUUUCCAAGCGCUUGAUGCAGCUGAUGAUGAUGAGGAUACUUUCAUUACUGUUGUAACUGGUUGCGGCGACGAGUUCUACUCAUCGGGAAACGAUUUCACGCCGGGAAGUCUCCCCACUCCAGAUCCGGAUGAUCGAGACUAUCAAGCUGGUUUCAAGUUGUUGACGAAUCGACUCAUUCGUCAUAAAAAGGCAUUGAUCGCUCUUGUGAACGGGCCAGCGAUUGGGAUUGCUUGCACGACGCUCACUCUUUUCGAUCAUGUCAUUAUGUCGGAUAAGGCAUACUUGCUUUGUCCGUUCACUCAAUUCGGCCUUUGUCCUGAGGGAACAUCCAGCUACACUUUCGAGAAAAUCAUGGGAAGGGCAAAGGCUGGCUCGAUGGCACUUUUCGCCGAGAGAAUGACCGCUCAAGAGGCCUAUCAAUGUGGAAUCGCGUCGAUGUUGAUCCCGCAUGAAAAAUUCCGCCAAGAGACCGAGAAACUCCUCGAAAAGUAUAGCAAACUCUCGAAAUCGAGUGUACUGGCGUCGAAAGCAUUGAUGAGACCAAGAGAGGCGCAGGAUAAAUUGUUGGCGGUGAAUCAACGAGAGGAUGAUCUUUUAAAACAACUUUUUGUUUCCGAAGAAACAAUCGAACGUCUCAUGCAACGUUUUGCGCCAAAGAGCAAGAUU